This is a messenger RNA of Carica papaya (papaya), 2217 nucleotides long. RefSeq names its product myb domain protein 120 (gene MYB120). Lineage: Eukaryota; Viridiplantae; Streptophyta; Magnoliopsida; Brassicales; Caricaceae. The record is from RefSeq and is a predicted model, not a curated record.
ACUGGAAACUGGAAACUGGAACCAAUUAUUAUCACCAUAACCAGGAUCUUCUAUGACGUUUGAGGACCAUCUCUCUUUCUCUCUCCCUCUCUGUUUCUCUCUUUCUUUUUAUGAAAAUAAGGAGACCACCAUAGAAAUCUCUAACUUAAAAUUUCUCAUUCUGGAGUAUAAAAAAAAAACAAAUAAGGAAACCCACCAUUUUUAACCCAAAACCACGAAUACCCUUCAUGUACUUCUGCUAGAAAUCUUGUCUGCGUUUCAAAAAAUUCUGUGAAGAACUGCAAUACGUUGUGCUUUGUAGGACAUAGAAUUGUCGAUUUGUUCUUGAUAUAGUAUUGGUGUUUUGGUGCCGUGGGGGGUGGUGAAAAUGAUCCCCUACGGCAUAGGAGAAACAAAUGCAAGUGGGUCGUCAAGAUCGAGCGGUGAGAUUGGGGGAGGAGGAGCUGAAGGUGGGGUCGGAAAAGUGAUAUUGAAGAAGGGGCCAUGGACGGCGGCUGAGGACGCAAUCCUGGCGGAGCACGUUAGAACGCACGGUGAAGGAAACUGGAACUCCGUGCAAAAGAUCACCGGGCUGGCUCGGUGCGGCAAGAGCUGCAGGCUCCGGUGGGCUAAUCAUCUCAGGCCGAAUCUCAAGAAGGGCGCCUUUACACCUGAGGAGGAAAGGCUUAUCGCCGAGCUUCAUGCCAAGCUCGGUAAUAAAUGGGCGCGAAUGGCAGCUCAGUUACCGGGAAGAACAGAUAACGAAAUCAAGAAUUACUGGAACACAAGAGUUAAGCGUAGACAACGACAACGUCUUCCUCUUUAUCCUCCCGAUAUCGAACCAACCUACCAACAAGAAGGACAACAGCAACCAUUCUACCAUUGUCAUCAGCAACAACAGCCUCAGCAGCAGCCACACUCACAGCCCAUGACACCGAUCUCUCCGCUCUCCUCCUCCGCACCCACGACUCCAUCUUCGUCUUCUUUCACCUUCCAAACCCAUCUCCUUCCUCAUUCCCCAACUCCCACAACUCCAAAUCCUCCUUCUCCUCUAACUCCUCCUCCUGUGUCUCCAGCUCUUUCUUCGCCCCACAAUUUCCCCACACUCUCUCUUUUUGGAAAUGGCACCAAUUCUCCAUUAUCUACCGCUACCACCCCUACCAGCAACGCGAUCAUCAGCCCCUUCUUCUUCCCACGAGCACCUCCUCUACUCCAAACCCCACUACGCUUGAGGCGUCUGCAACAUGAAACUGCUACUAACACUACUACUACUCCUCCUCUCACUCCUAAUAACAACACUACAAACACUGGCUGUAAUGGAUUCAUGUUACCCUUUUCGUCUUUGAUUAACGAGUCUUCGUUUACCUCACUCGUAACCCGCCACAGUUCAUGUCCUACUACUCCUACUGAUGCAAUUUCCCCACAAUUACCCCUUCUGGGUUCUCCCACUGUUCCUUCCUACUCAUUGAGUAAUAGCCCCUUGACUUUUGGCCCUGGUUCGCCUCAAAUGCUUCGAGGUGGCCAACAACAUAUGGUUCCAACAACAGAUUCGAUCUUUCCAAUGAAAACAGAGCUCCCUUCAAGCCAACUAUUGUCCCAAAAUUCAUUCAGUGAGUGGGCAUUGGAUGCUAAGUUGAAAAAGAACAGCAGAAAGAAGAAGAUGAUGUUGGGGAUACGUCCAUGCAGUACUGGGUUGCUGGAGGAUUUGCUGUCUGAGUCCCAGAAUUUUGGAGGGGAAAGCAGCCAUGAGAAUAUGAAAAGGAGACAUAUUUUGGAGUUGGAAGAAGAUAAGCCUGGAUUGGGUGGGUUUGGUUCCUGGUCUGAUACAACUAGUAUCAGCUUAUCUUCAGACAUAGGAUUUAAACAGAAGGAAGAAGUACCUACCCAGAUAAACACUUUACACGAAGACUUGACCAAAUUAAUCAACGGUGUACCUUCCAUGCGUGUUCCUGAUCAAUGGUACAAUGAUACAGGAGAUCAAAUCUCCAAUGGCCAACAAUCUUCAGUCGUUACAGAUGAUAAUCUGGGAAUUGAUCUGCAACAGAUAGCUUCACUGUUCCCUGUUGACCCUGCAACAGAACCAGGAAGAAACACUGGUUCUUGCUCUUGGGAUAACUUACCUGGGAUUUGCUAAGAAGGGUUUUUACCCUUUACGGGAGGAAGAAGAAGGGACUGAAAUUACCCUCCCAAAAAAAAAAGUUUGUAUGAAAUAUUAUUAGGGUUUCUCAAGACUGAUUG